GAAGAGAUCAUGAGGGGGAAACCGGGUUAUGAGCACUUGAACGAACCACUCCACAUACUUGUUGAGGCUGAAUUGCCAGUUGAGAUAGUUGAUGCACGUUUAAUGCAAGCACGUGAAAUACUGGAAGAUCUGCUCAAGCCCAUGGAUGAAACUCAGGAUUUCUACAAAAAGCAGCAGCUACGAGAGCUCGCAAUGAUCAAUGGUACACUUCGUGAUGAAGGUUCUCAAAUGUCUGGUUCUGUAUCCCCCUUCCACAACAACAGCCUUGGUAUGAAGAGGGCCAAGACUAGGGGCUGAUGGUUGAUCACUUUAUUAGUGAGCUUUUGGAGCUUGUGUGUUAGUCUCUGCCAUUAAAACAACAUGUCCCAUGCUAUACUUGUUGCUGGGCCUGCCAAUGCCUCCAACUGCCAUCGGGGCACUGGCACCGUGUUACGUGCCAGUUCUAACUUAGUUUCUAUAUAUAUAUAUGAUAUUAUGAAGCAUGUGUAUCGUGUGUCUGGAGGGAGGCUUAGUGACAGUAUACCAAGGUAAGGGACAAUCCGAGUCUAAGGGUGUGCUUGUGUUUGUGUUGUUUUUAGGGCAGUUUGGUUAGAACAUUGUCCCGCCAAUGCUGUCUUUUCGUAUUGUUUUGGAUUUUAUUGUAAGCUUGGGAUGACAGUUUUGGUAUCGGUGGAGAGUCCUGUGAGAACUAAGACAUUAUUAUCAUUUGUGUACAUGAGUGAGGCAAAGUAGUGAUCUACUAACCCAGUAGUACAUGUCUCUGGGUUGGAGUGUUUUGUACUAUUUUCAAGUGUAGUUUGUUAUUUAGAUACUUUGAAAGCAUUAUUGUUAUUAUUUUCCUCAGAA
Molecule: messenger RNA, 846 nt
Organism: Camellia sinensis
Lineage: Eukaryota; Viridiplantae; Streptophyta; Magnoliopsida; Ericales; Theaceae
Source: RefSeq, a predicted model, not a curated record